ACCCUUACCUUAGAGAUUCAUUUUCUCUCUUUGUCUUACGAACGAACAAUUUCAAGAUUUCAAGCAGAACUCCAUUUCUGAUCCCAAUUCCAUUGCUAGCGUAGCCUCACCACCAUGUAAGUUAUAUACCGUUCCCGUAUUAUUCUUGCUUCAUCAGAAACAGAAGAGAGUAGGGAAACGUAGCUUUCAAGCAGAAUCUUGAUGCUGCUUGAUGGAUAGAUAUGAGCAACAAGGCUGUGUAUAUUUUAUCACCCUGGGCUUUGCUGCAAGUUCCUCAUCCUUGAGUUUAAUAGAAGAGAUCGAUCAGCUUUUCUUUUUAUGAAUUUCGUUUUAACAUUGGUCAAUCAACUAUAUCACACAAUAGUAUGUCCGCCCCUACCACCCACGAAAUUCUUCCCGGUCGUCUCGGAAACUUGACUCCAGAGCAGCAGGCUACUCUGGAAGAGUUCAAGAAGUUGAUUAUUGCACAGGGCACUUUUGUUCCUGAACGCCACGAUGAUCACCUACUUCUUCGUUUCUUGCGUGCCCGCAAGUUCAACAUUGAGGCAACCAACAAGAUGUUCACCGACUGCGAAAACUGGAGAAAGGAGCUUGGUGUGGAUAAAUUGAAGGAAACAUUUGUCUUUGAGGAGGAGGAGGUCGUCCGCAGCUGCUAUCCCCGCUAUUACCACAAUGUGGACAAGAAGGGUCGUCCUAUCUAUAUCGAGCAUAUUGGUGUGAUUGAUAUCAAGACAUUGUUCAAGGUGACAGAUGAAGAGCGCAUGACAAAGCAACAUGUUCUCUCCUAUGAGAAGCUGAUCACAGACCGCAUGCCUGCAUGCUCAAAGCGUGCCGGUCACCACAUUGAGCAAUGCUGCACUAUUCUUGAUCUCAAGGGUGUCUCUCUUCGCCAGUUCGCUAAUGCUUUUGGAUUUAUCAAGCGCACUUCCGCCAUUGCCCAAAACUACUAUCCUGAGAUGAUGGGUAAGAUGUACGUCAUCAACGCCCCUAUGAUGUUCACUUCCGUCUGGGGUAUGGUGAAGCCCUUGCUGGAUGAGGUUACUGUUAAGAAGAUUGUCAUCUUAGGAAGCAAUUAUCAGUCAACUUUGUUGGAGGACAUUGAUGCUGAGAAUCUCCCCAAGGCCAUCGGAGGCACUUGCGAAUGCGCUGGCGAAGGAGGAUGUCAAAAGGGAGAACCAGGUCCAUGGAAGGAUCCUCGUUACAUGAACACACCUGCAGAAAAGACUGCCUAAAUCAGUGAUAAACGAAUAUAUACGAUAAUAAAUGAUAAUAAUACAAUACACUAUACUAUAUUUAUCCUCUUUUUUUAUUUUUGCAAUAUCCCAACGAAAUAAAUAAGUAACAUUUAUAACAGG
This is a messenger RNA of Lobosporangium transversale, 1355 nucleotides long. RefSeq names its product CRAL-TRIO domain-containing protein. Lineage: Eukaryota; Fungi; Mortierellomycota; Mortierellomycetes; Mortierellales; Mortierellaceae. The coding region runs from base 366 to 1232 and encodes 288 amino acids. The record is from RefSeq and is a predicted model, not a curated record. The transcript has a single exon.